UUCUAACAGCCAUAUAUGUUUUUUGGUUUAAAAAAUAUUUAGAAAUUUAUAAAUAAAGGAAAUAAUUUAAUGUACCUAAUCCUUUAUAUUCAGGCGACAAUGGCCAAUAGAUAAACGAACAUAUUAUAUACGUUAUUAGGUUAUUAUAACUAAAACCUAAAUAAUGACAAUUAACUAAGGUACACAGUGGCUCAGAGCAACUGAUUGCUACGUAAGUUGUAACAUUAAAAUAAUAUUACAGGAUGUAAUAAAGAAACUAGCAGACGUAGAUAAAAUCCUCCUGCUAUGCAUGGAGACAGCUAAUCAGAAUAUGGACAAAGUAGGAGAGGCUCAGUUGAACCAAACACUGUUGCUCAAAGUUACUAUGGACUUGGUACCCAAGUUGGUGGAGGCACUGAACGGCGCUGCUAGUGGGAGGCUGAGGAAAAUUAAAAUGGACUUGGAGAAUCCGCACUACAAUGAAAUAGCGGAACGUAUAAAAAGGAUAAUUCAAGACGACGCUCACUUAGAAAAGGGCGCUAUGGGCAGUCUUCAACGGUGUUUCGCGGUCAAACCGGACAUCAAUGGACUUCUGGAUGUAGCCAGAAGAACUUAUUCUGAGCUCAUAGAAGAUAUACAGAAGAUUGUGGAACAGCUCAGUGAGACAUAUGACCUAACUUUACGGUUGAACCAGAAUAUGAUGAAAGGCUUCCACAUCGUGCUGCCAUUGGCCCCGAAGAGUAGGAGGUGUUUCAACAUAGAUGAUCUGCCGCCUAUAUUUAUACAGGUUCAUCACAGUGGUGCAAGUGUUACAAUGACAACGGAGGAACUAGUGGUAUUGAACCAACAAGCCAAAGAGUCUUUGAAUGAAAUACAAAAAAUGAGCAACAUGUUCGUAUUUUUAUUUAAUUUUAUUAUUGCAACAUCAAUCUAAAGAAAUCAGAGUUAUUUCCAGUUUACUGAAAGAGCUUCGUCCAUUCAUGCCAAGUUUGUACACGCUUUGCGAAAAUGUCGCAGAGUUGGACGUUCUACUGGCUUUGGCUCAAGCCAGUUCUGUUGGCUCAUACAUUCGACCUGAAUUCAACAGUUACAUGGACGUAAGAAAUAGCGUGCAUCCCCUUUUGGAUUACAACAGUCAAGUCAUGCCUGUGCCUAAUGAUAUUUUUGCAACUCCUGAACACAAUUUCACUAUAAUUACUGGACCAAACAUGGGAGGCAAAAGUAUAUACAUAAAACAAGUUGCUAUUAUGCAAGUUAUGGCGCAGAUUGGUUGUUUCCUUCCUGCUACAAAUGCCAUCUUAAGACUUUCUGACAGAAUUUUCUCAAGAAUAGGUUUCAAUGAUAGCGUGGAAUUGAAUGCUUCGACUUAUGUAUUUGAGAGGCACUUGUGUGGAAGAAGGGACGAGUGUAGCAUGGGCUAUCUGUGAAGAACUGAUUAUAAGCAAUGCCUUCACAUUCUUCACGACACAUUUUAUGUAUCUCACCAGACUGCAAGAACAUUAUUUUAAUGUUGUCAAUCGACAUACUGCAGUUACAGAAGAAGAAACAGGCAACCCAGAAAAUCCACAAAGACGAUUGGUUUACCAACAUAAAAUUGAACUUGGUGUCACUAAAAUAGAACAUUACGGACUUACUCUGGCUGCUAAAACUAAUCUCCCAGAAGAUACAGUUAAAUUGGCUACGGAGUUAGCUGAAAUAAUCUCAAGCAACACAAUUGCGCAAGAAAUCAGGACUCCACAAAAUAAUGAUGCUCAAUGUCUUUAUGGUCUCAAUGCAACCAUUCAACAAGAAUUUAGGAAAAACGGCAAUUCAGAUGAGAUUGUAAAGAAAAUAUUUCAUAAAUUCAAAGAAGACAAUCCACAAAUAAUUAAUAGAAUAAAUGCCCAGAACAGAAGAAGUGAUAAUAGAACUGAUACAAGUGCUGAAUGUUCUUACGUGCCAUAUUCUAAAGAAAAAUCAACAAUAUCUAACAAUCUAAGUGACAAUGAAAGUAUAAUUAAAAAUGUACCUACACCAAUAGUUAGAUCUCCUGCUGAACAUUUGGAAUUGGUUGACGACGUUGAACGCACGAAUUAUCCCUCAGUACAAUCAUCUGAACAUUUGCUAAAUAGCGUAAUACAUAAUGAUGCUUCUGCUGAAGCAGAUAACCCAAAUACAUCAGACAUAGAAAUGGUUGGAAGCGAUAAUGAUGAAUUAGCCAAUAUAGAACAUAAUUUUGACAAUGACCAAAUACAAAAUUCUAUUAACAAUAAAAUUGAUGGUCAUGAUACACCUCCCGGUAACAUUAUUGAAAUGAAUCGGGAAGAUACAGCCAUAGAAACUAGCUCUAUAGAUUCUGACAUUGCAGAAGCUCUAACGCAAAUAGUUGAAGAAUAUUCUUCUAAAAAUGUGACUCGUUCUCAACAAAGCAGUGAUAUGUCUAUUGACGAAGAUUUACUAAGCGAAACGAUAAACGAAAUUAAUGAAGAACUUUCAAAUGGAGUUAAUAGCGUAGAAAAUAUUAUUCUUACACCACCAAUGAGUUUUCGUGAUAUUAUAUAAAAUAAGUACAUAAUAAAGAAUGUGUUACAUUUAUUUGUUUUUU
Messenger RNA from Spodoptera exigua (beet armyworm), 2563 nucleotides. NCBI's taxonomy places the organism in Eukaryota, Metazoa, Arthropoda, Insecta, Lepidoptera, Noctuidae. The record is from the annotation of a GenBank genome assembly.